Molecule: messenger RNA, 1952 nt
Organism: Haliotis rubra (blacklip abalone)
Lineage: Eukaryota; Metazoa; Mollusca; Gastropoda; Lepetellida; Haliotidae
Exons: 11
Coding region: 476-1948 (490 amino acids)
Source: RefSeq, a predicted model, not a curated record
UUCAAUAUAAGGUGGUAUAAACUAGGUAUAUUCCAUCCGCAUGUGUUGGCAUGACGAUAAUUUGGAUAUUCCUGUCGAUAACGUUAGUUAUCAACGAGGAGUGGUCGCUACUUUCGCUUUCAUUCAAAUGUCGCCAACCAACAUCUAACCAGCUGAUAGCUAUGACUUGAUGUUUAAAUAGAACAUAAGCGUUUCCUGGAUUUUCCUGAUUUUCAAGAAUUCUAUUUGUACGUCUGAUUCCAGUGGAUAUGAAUCUGUUGACAAAGCUAUAUUGUGUUAUAUAUAUCUGUUACGUCAGAUAACUUAAGUGACGAUCGAUUUCAUGUGCAUUGUGAAUGUAUAUAUACUCUCAUGCGUGUGAAACUGUGCUCAUUUAUACAUUUCGAACGUGAGAGUUCGGUUAUUCGUUGGAUAUCUAUGCGUGGUAAGCAUCAACUACUAGCUGCAUGAAAACCUAGACUAAACACACAUCUCAAUGGAUCCGCUUGUGUUCCUUGAGCAGCUGCAUUCCUUUUUUUCCACUCCGGAAGGGAGCAUCAUGGGGCAGACUAUCCAGAAGAUGAUGUCUGAAACCAAGGACAUGGAGGACUUGCUGCGGGAGGGCAUAGAGAAGGUCAUGAAUUCAGAGUUCAUGCCCAUAGAUUAUGAGACAUUGGUGACGUCCAUGAAGGUUUGUCUCAGUCCAGCAGGAAUUCCAGAAAAGACUCAGGCUAUGAUACUCAUCUGCCAAUUCACAGAGUAUGCCUUGACACAGGGGUGUGACAUUUUUCAAGCUUUUCAAUAUUUCUACAGAACCAUGAUUCUUCUUGACAUCACUGCCAGGCUGGAUGGAAAGGAACCUGGUCAGGAACUGAUCAUAAAUAUGGCCUGUUCCAGUACUGGAAGCUUUCUGUGGAGGACCCUGUUCCUUGACAGUGAUAUAUGGAGGAUGAAUGAAACGAACACACUACAGAUGUUGAGAGACUUGAGAGAGUUGGUGUUUGAGUAUAUGAAGGAGAAUCCAGCAUUCUCGUACUUCUUGUGCCUGGACUUGAUCCGAGCAUACAUGAUCGCUGGCAGAGGGUUCCCCCAAAAGCAAAAGACAAGGACAAGAGGUGAUCUCAUACUCCUUCUGGCCAAGUGCAGCUACCAAGCAGGGCAGUACAGACUCUGCACCAGAUACAGUAAAGAGGCCUGUGAGCUGUUUGACUGCAGCAGCUACGUUCCCUAUGAACUCUGGGCAAGAGCUCUUCACAAGAGUGGACAAUACCGUGCAGCACUGGACAAGGUUGAAUGUGCUAAGGAAUGCAUUCAGGACAAGAAAAUAAAGCAGCAUCUUCAGAAGUAUAUGGACCAACUGCAUCAGGAGAUGUCUGCCUCUAUGCAGCAGCCGACAGCAGAGCCAGAUGCUGAUUGGUUGACAGGGACCAACAUAAGCACCACCCAGUUGCAGCAAGCACGAGCUCAGCAGGUGAAGAACGCUCAUGUGAAGAAAAAACGGCAUUCAAGACCAACAAGACGAGAACCUGUGGAACCAGUGCAGGUUAGUCACAAUGACUGGCUGAAAGGUGGAGCAAUGCAGAACGGGAACAGUGUAUCUAGACACAACACAAGGAAUGGCCUACCACUUCCUAUUGCUGGACAAACGGGCAUGGACCCCUCACUGCUCAAUGUUGAGAGUAACCCUCUCCUUCAGUACACAGCCUGGGACACAUCAAGCGGGGAUGAUGGAUCAGAUCUUGAGGAUGCUUUUGAGCUGCGCGGAUUAUCCUCAUCUCAACAUGAAGAGAAGGAGCCAGAGGUGACUAAAGUCGUGGCUGAAAAGUUGGACAAAACAUGGUAUGAAGAAAGUAAAGAGAUGUAUGACAAUUAUGAUAUGGACACAAAGAUUACUUGUGGAAUGGAGAUGGAAAUAGAGACUGAGAGCAUUGAGGCAAAUCAGUUUAAACAGACAAGGGCCUUUCUAUAGACAG